AGAGGAUAAACAAACAAAUGGACAGAGAGAGAGAGAUAGGAUACACAAAACACAAAGGGACAGAGAGACGGAGAGAGAGGAUACACAAAACUCAAGGGGCAGAGAGACGGAGAGACUGGAUACACAAAACACAAAGGGACAGAGAGAGAGAGAGAGAGGAUAUACAAAACACAAUGGGACAGAGAGAGAGGAUAUACAACACAAAGGGACAGAGAGAUGGAGAGAGGAUACACAAAACACAAAGGGACAGAGAGAGAGAGAGGAUAUACAAAACACAAAGGGACAGAGAGAGAGGAUACACAAAACACAAAGGGACAGAGAGACGGAGAGAGAGGAUAAACAAAGGGACAGAGAGAGAGAGAGAUAGGAUACACAAAACAAAGGGACAGAGAGACGGAGAGAGAGAGGAUACGCAAAACACGGAGGGACAGAGAGAGAGAGAGAGAGAGGAUACACAAAACACAAAGGUACAGAGAGAGAGAGAGAGAGGAUACACAAACCACAAAGGGACAGAGAGACGGAGAGAGAUGAUACACAAAACACAAAGGGACAGAGAGACAGAGAGAGAGCAUACACAAAACACAAGGGGCAGAGAGACGGAGAGACUGGAUACACAAAACACAAAGGGACAGAGAGAGAGAGAGGAUACACAAAACACGAACGGUCAGAGACGGCGAGAGAGAGGAUACACAAAACACAAAGGGAUGGAGAGACGGAGAGAGAGGAUACACAAAACACAAAGGGACAGAGACGGAGAGAGAGGAUACACAAAACUCAAAGGGACAGAGAGAGAGAGAAUAUACAAAGCACAAAGGGACAGAGAGACAGAGAGAGAGCAUACACAAAACACAAAGGGACAGAGAGAGAGGAUACACAAAACACAAAGGGACAGAGAGACGGAAAGAGAGAGAGAGAGAAGAUACCACAAACACAAAGGGACAGAGAGAGAGAGAGGAUACACAAAACACGAACGGACAGAGACGGAGAGAGAGGAUACACAAAACACAAAGGGACAGAGAGACAGAGGGAGAGGAUACACAAAACAGAAAGGGACAGAGAGAGAGAGAGGAUACACAAAACACAAAGGGACAGAAAGAGAGGAUAUACAAAACACAAAGGGACAGAGAAGGAGAGAGAGAGAGAGAGAGAGGAUACACCAAACACAAAGGGACAGAGAGAAAGAGGAUACACAAAACACAAAGGGACACAGAGAGAGAGGAUACACAAAACACAAAGGGACAGAGAGAGAGAGGAUACACAAAACACAAAGGGACAGAGAGACGGAGAGAGAGAGAGGAUACACAAAAUACAAAGGGACAGAGAGAGGAUACACAAAACACAGAGACGGAGAGAGAGAGGAUACACAAAACACAAAGGGACAGAGAGACGGAGAGAGAGAGGAUACACAAAACACAAAGCGAUAGAGACAGAUAGGAUACACAAAACAGAGAUGGAGAGAGAGAGGAUAGACAAAACACAAAGGGACAGAGAGAGAGAGGAUACACAAAACACAAAGGGACAGAGAGAGAGAGAGAGAUAGGAUACACAAAACAGA
This is a messenger RNA of Hypanus sabinus (Atlantic stingray), 1555 nucleotides long. Its product is annotated as RNA-binding protein 25-like. The transcript is spliced from 2 exons. The record is from RefSeq and is a predicted model, not a curated record. The coding region runs from base 18 to 1424 and encodes 468 amino acids. Lineage: Eukaryota; Metazoa; Chordata; Chondrichthyes; Myliobatiformes; Dasyatidae.